AUGACGACGGCGCCAGGUCAAGCAGCCCCAGCGUCGCCAUCAUCAACCAGUCCCCCUCAGACCAGUGAACAUAGUGACGGAGAUGGUAAUCAGACAGAUGGCAGAAAGGGUUAUGGCAAGCGCGAGCUCAGCACGAGCAAGAGAGCUGCACAAAAUAGGGCUGCGCAGCGGGCAUUUAGACAGAGAAAGGAGGGGUACAUAAAGAAGCUUGAAGAGCAAGUUCGAGAUUACCAGGUUCUAUCCGACAAUUUCAAGACUGUACAAGCAGAAAACUAUCAGCUUCGCGACUAUAUUAUCAAUUUGCAGUCGAGGCUGCUCGAAAGCCAGCACGAGGUACCUCCACCACCAAGCAGCGUUGAUGGACUCUCGCCAGGUAAAGUUCAUCCACAACUCCACUCACAACAUCCUUCGAUACCUGCUGUCAACCCUCAACCGAGUCAACCACACCAAGGUCAAACUCUACCGCGCAUUGCAGAGAUGGGCAAUUCUCGUACAACACCACCACAUGAUUCGGUAUCAGGACCAAAGGAAAUCGGACAACAAUAUGGCUAUACUGAGCAGGCCUCUAAACGAUUAAAAACAUCACCAACCGUGACGCCCUCGCAAUCCGCAUUGCAAGGUAACGCUGUAUUAAAUCAGAGUCCGACGCCGAGAUAG
Molecule: messenger RNA, 657 nt
Organism: Lithohypha guttulata
Lineage: Eukaryota; Fungi; Ascomycota; Eurotiomycetes; Chaetothyriales; Trichomeriaceae
Exons: 2
Coding region: 1-657 (218 amino acids)
Biological process (GO): regulation of DNA-templated transcription
Cellular component (GO): RNA polymerase II transcription regulator complex
Molecular function (GO): DNA-binding transcription activator activity, RNA polymerase II-specific; transcription cis-regulatory region binding
Source: RefSeq, a predicted model, not a curated record